AUGAUGUUGUCCGCGGUGUUAAGGAGAACGCCGGCGCCGCGGCUCUGCCUCGGGUUACUCAAGUCUCCAUCGCUCCAAAGCCGGGGAAGUGCUUACGGCCGGAGCAUAAACACCGGAGACCGCGGAGAGCCGCAGCGGCUGAGAGCUGCCGCCUUGCGCCCUGGAGCAUCAUCUAUCUUAUUCCCCGGACGGGGGGCAGCCACCUGGGGGCGCCGUGGAGAACGCACCGAGAUCUCAUGCCUGGCUGCCGCCUCGUGGGGACGCGGUAGUAGCCUCGAAGAAACACUCCCGGGACAGGACAGCUGGAAUGGGGUUCCCAACAAGACAGGACUGGGCAUGUGGGCCUUGGCCACGGCGCUGGUGGUUCAUUGCUACAGCAAGAGUCCUUCCAACAAGGAUGCAGCUCUGAUGGAAGCUGCCCGUGCCAACAAUGUUCAGGAAGUCAGAAGACUAUUGUCAGAAGGUGCAGAUGUCAACGCAAGGCACAAACUUGGCUGGACAGCUCUGAUGGUGGCAGCCAUCAGCCGAAAUGACAGUGUGGUGCAGGUCCUACUUGCUGCUGGAGCUGACCCAAACCUUGGGGAUGAUUUCAGCAGUGUCUACAAGACUGCCAAGGAACAGGGAAUCCAUUCUUUGGAAGUCCUAGUCACUCGAGAGGAUGACUUCAACAACCGGCUCAACAACCGUGCUAGCUUCAAGGGCUGCACAGCCCUGCACUAUGCUGUCCUGGCUGACGACUACCGCAUCGUCAAGGAGCUUCUGGAUGGAGGAGCCAACCCCCUUCAGAGGAAUGAGAUGGGACACACACCCUUGGAUUAUGCCCGGGAAGGGGAGGUUAUGAAGCUUCUGAAAACCUCCGAGACCAAAUACAUGGAGAAGCAGAGGAAGCGUGAGGCAGAGGAGCGGCGCCGCUUCCCGCUAGAGCAGCGACUGAAGGAACACAUCAUUGGCCAGGAGAGUGCCAUUGCCACCGUGGGUGCAGCGAUCCGGCGGAAGGAGAAUGGCUGGUACGAUGAGGAGCACCCUCUGGUCUUCCUUUUCUUGGGAUCAUCUGGAAUAGGGAAAACUGAGCUGGCCAAGCAGACUGCCAAGUAUAUGCACAAAGAUGCCAAAAAGGGCUUCAUCCGGCUUGAUAUGUCCGAGUUCCAGGAGCGACACGAGGUAGCCAAGUUUAUUGGGUCUCCGCCAGGCUACAUCGGCCAUGAGGAGGGUGGCCAGCUGACCAAGAAGCUGAAGCAGUGCCCCAAUGCAGUAGUCCUCUUUGAUGAAGUGGACAAGGCCCAUCCAGAUGUGCUCACCAUUAUGCUGCAGCUGUUUGAUGAGGGCCGCCUGACAGAUGGCAAGGGGAAGACCAUUGAUUGCAAGGAUGCCAUCUUCAUCAUGACUUCCAAUGUAGCCAGUGAUGAGAUCGCCCAGCAUGCACUGCAGCUGAGGCAGGAAGCUUUGGAGAUGAGCCGAAAUCGAAUUGCUGAGAACCUUGGGGACGUCCAGAUUAGUGACAAGAUCACCAUCUCAAAGAACUUUAAGGAGAAUGUGAUCCGCCCCAUCCUGAAAGCUCACUUCCGGAGAGAUGAGUUUCUGGGACGGAUCAAUGAGAUCGUCUACUUCCUCCCUUUCUGCCACUCAGAGCUCAUCCAGCUGGUCAACAAGGAACUGAACUUCUGGGCCAAGAGAGCCAAGCAGAGGCACAACAUCACACUCCUGUGGGACCGCGAGGUGGCAGAUGUGUUGGUUGAUGGCUACAAUGUCCACUAUGGCGCCCGCUCCAUCAAACAUGAGGUAGAGCGCCGUGUGGUAAACCAGCUGGCAGCAGCCUAUGAGCAGGACCUUCUACCAGGGGGCUGCACCCUGCGCAUCACCGUGGAGGACUCGGACAAGCACCUCCUCAAGAGCCCUGAGCUGCCCUCACCUGAGGCUGAGAAGCGUCCACCACCCACACUGCGUCUGGAGAUCAUUGAUAAGGACAGCAAGACCCGCAAACUGGACAUCCAGGCACCACUCCACCCUGAGAAGUUAAUAACCGUGGACUCCAGUUUGUGCUGCCAGCGUGUAGGGUCAUCCACUGGAGUGAGGUUGACCCUUGAAGGAGGAGCCCCUUCCCAUUCCAUGCUCGAAUGUUUGCUAGAUUGGCCUUGUGCAGGUCUUGUGCAGGCAACCACAGCCGGGAUGGUCCCUGAGCCUUGGGAGGAGGAGGCUGCAAUAUCUUUACUGAAGCAAUUUAAAUAUAAGAAUAAAAAUAAGUCUUUCCGUUCUGCUGCCGCCAUGCCAUCCGGACUGAGGAAGACCCGGAAACUCCGGGGCCACGUGAGCCACGGCCACCGCCGCAUCGGUAAACACCGCAAGCACCCAGGAGGCCGCGGUAAUGCUGGGCAUCACCACAGGACCAACUUCGACAAAUAUCAUCCAGGUUACUCUGGGAAAGUUGGUAUGAGACAUUACCACUUAAAGAGGAACCAGAGCUUCUGUCCGACUGUCAACCUGGAUAAAUUGUGGACACUGGUCAGUGAGCAGACACACGUCAAUGCUGCAAAGAACAAGACUGGAGCUGCUCCUGUCAUCGAUGUUGUGCGAUCAGGCUACUACAAAGUUCUGGGGAAGGGGAAGCUCCCUAAGCAGCCUGUCAUCGUGAAAGCCAAAUUUUUCAGCAGAAGAGCUGAAGAGAAGAUAAAGGGUGUUGGAGGUGCCUGUGUCCAGGUGGCUUGAAGCCACCCAGGGAGGUUAAUUAAAUGCUAACAUUUU
Peromyscus californicus insignis is the source of this 2739-nucleotide messenger RNA. It is a transcript of the gene Clpb, whose product is annotated as caseinolytic mitochondrial matrix peptidase chaperone subunit B. NCBI's taxonomy places the organism in Eukaryota, Metazoa, Chordata, Mammalia, Rodentia, Cricetidae. Gene Ontology annotation, biological process: translation; cellular response to heat. The record is from RefSeq and is a predicted model, not a curated record. Gene Ontology annotation, molecular function: protein binding; structural constituent of ribosome; ATP hydrolysis activity. Gene Ontology annotation, cellular component: cytoplasm; large ribosomal subunit; ribosome.